This is a messenger RNA of Sporisorium graminicola, 2193 nucleotides long. RefSeq lists its product as uncharacterized. The transcript has a single exon. The record is from RefSeq and is a predicted model, not a curated record. The coding region runs from base 1 to 2193 and encodes 730 amino acids. Lineage: Eukaryota; Fungi; Basidiomycota; Ustilaginomycetes; Ustilaginales; Ustilaginaceae.
AUGGUGCCCCGACGCCCACUCCCCAACCUCUACAUUCGAGACUUUGAUCCAGACAGCACUUUCCAAGGCCAUGACUCCGAGGCGAUAGCGAACGCGCUCACUACACACUCGCAAAAGAUGGCCGACAUUGCAAAAGAGAUUACAGCCUCAUCGUCUGGCCUCGGUACAGCGUCCUAUCAGGGUCACGAUUCAUCCGAUAUUGCCAAAGCGGUUCAGAGCUACGUCGUCAGCCACCAAGACACCCCUUGGUCGCAAAAGUUUACCCAACCUUCUGACAUUCUCGCAGUCACAAGUAGCCCUUCGGCAGACUUUGCAGCCAGCGUGCUGGCAGCAGAUUCCAUGUCCAGCAUAGGCACUGCUCCCGGGCUCGCCCCGGUGUUUUCGCUCUCUGGCCUCAUACACGACCAGUACUGGAUGAGCAUCAUCCUUUGCAUAGCAUGGAUCGUCUCUGGCCUUUUCUUGCUCUUCUUCGGCUGGGCAUCGUUCUUCUGGGGUUGCAGUCUUGGAAACAAGCGAAAGAGGAUCGACGAAAAGGUGACAAAAGCUAGCCGUCUUAGCCCGCUUUUUGCGGGACCGCCGCUAGCGGGCGGUGUGGGCGGUGCGGUGGUCGGAUUCCUCUUCUUCUCCUUCCUCGCCUCUGUCGUCACUGCGUCCAUUUGCGUGGCCGAGAUCAAAUCAGUCUCUUCCACCUGGUAUUUCGUCAUCUGGCUCCUUCCUGGUCUAUUGGGUGCUUUCCUUGCAGGCCACUGGCCGUUGUUCGCUCGAACAUUUACGGGUCUGCUGUCAGGAGCAUCCCUGACGCUCAUCAUUACUGCGAUGUUCGGCAUCCACACGCUCAUCAUUCGCGCUAUCAUUGUCGCAGUCUGCACCGCCCUCAUCACUGCUCCGCUGCUCAUCCCGAGGCGCAACAUGAUCCACUUCCACAUGCUCAACAUCUGCACUUCGAUCAUCGGCAUGGUCACCUUCCUCGACGGAGUCGCGCUUUUCGCUCCCUCGCGAGCGAGCUCGGAUGCAUGGAUCGAACUCUGGGUGCUCCUCUUUGCGGGAGACAAUACCAGCUCGGAGAUGAGUGCGACUAAAAAGUGGGGCUCUUCGGUUUUCAAAGGUUUCAUUGCUGCCUCGGUCUUGGGCACGUUGGUAGGGUUCGUUUUUGAGUUCCUCUUCCAUAAGCACGCCGCCGAAGACCCGGAUAUGGAGUGGAACAACUACCUGGGCACCUACACCCAACGACUCGAAAACCAGGACACGACCGACUUGAAUGACAGGGCUGGAUCGUUCGAGCCUGCUCCGAACGCCUGGCAGAAGCUGUCCCGCGCAUUCGCGUCUUCCGGGGGUCCAGCCUCCUACGGCAACGUCUCGACGUCGAACGAUCUCGAGAAAAGCCCGCUGACCGACCUUCCUGGCCAGAAAGCUCGACAGCAUGCACACCGUACUCGCUCGUCCAAGGCUCGCAAGGCGCCGGCCAAGUUCGCCGCUUUGAACAAAGGUCACAAGGGCCUCGAUCUCGCAGAUUCGGACUCGGAUGGCACGACAGACUAUGACAGCGAUUCGAGCCUUCGCAAGUCCAGUCCAAGCAGCAAGGCUGUCUCUGCAAAGAGUUUGCUCUCCAAGGCAGAUGCUGAUGAGCUCGCGGAUCAACUCAAGCCGCUCACUGCAAGCGGUGAUGUAAAGCUCGACAAAUCGGCGGCAACACUCUUGCCCAGACCGCCAAGCUAUCGUACCAACAGCAGCAAAAGUGGCAGCGGUUCCACAGCAAGCGGUCUCAGUGGCACCACUGCCAACUCUUCCGAUAAUCCCGCGCCAGCUGAUGUGCGACCGACGGCUCAGCGCACCGGCACCAUGUCACCUCCUCCAUCCUUUUCCGCUUCAGGCAGUCCGGCCACGUCGCCUUUGGUACCCUCUUUCCCUGCUACGCCGUCCCUUGUGAAUGCUAUUACGCGUAUCCAAGCUGCUCAAGCUCAAGCCAAAGCUUGGUACGAAACACAGCAGGGGCAGCGCUCGACUUCACCCAACCAUCCAUCAUCGCAGCUCGAGCCAGGAAAGCCAACUACCAAGAUUGCGAUUCAGCCAUCCUCGAACAAGUCUACAGAUGCGUCUUCUACGCGUGCGGCCGAUCCGUCCGCUGCGACAGACACCAACUCCUUUCAGAGCUGGUGGGGUAAAGAGGUUAAGCGCGAUUCUCCACCUUCUUGA